CCUCACCUGCCCCACACUGGAGGAUGAAGAACAGCCUGUUGCUCUUAACGACUGACACUUCACCAGCAGGAUGUCUGUUUCCAGCCCGGCUCUCCAGCUUCACAUGAACAUCUCCACCGCGUCAGCAGAACUAAACUGAGAGGGACAUAUUGUGUUUUUCUCUGGAGGAGCUGCCUGCUUGAGUUGGACUGAGGAGACAAACAAUGUGGUCCACACCAGCUGCUUCCAUGGUGUGCAUCCUGUUGGGGAUCAUAUGUGAUGUGUCCUCACUGCAGCCCAGAGUUCUACAAAGACAGAGCGGGCGGAUUCCAAAGGAGCUCACCACAUUAGAGGAAGACAUCCAGAAAGUCAUCAAUCAGAUCCGCUCUUUGUCCAAUGACAACGAACAGACGCGCAGCUUCACUGCAGGAGAGGAGAGUUUCUCUUUAGAUGCAUAUUACAGUGUGCUGAGUAACCUGUACGCUCUCUUCCAACCUCUGCUGAGAGACAGGUUCACAGACGACCUGCCCAGAAUCUUAGUGUGCAUCAUGUCAGGGAGGCAGGACUGCGGCCUGGAGGCAGAGCUGACGAAGGCGGUGACUCUGAAGCUGGGAAGGCCCCUGCUGGCGUUUGUGUCGUCUCUGAGGUCCCAGACAUGCUCUCCUCUGAGCGGCGACACACAGUCGUCCAGCUUCUCCAGGGCCUACCUCGGGAUGGGGGAGUCGGUGGCCACAGCGUUCACUGGUUUUCAGCAAACCUUAAUAAACAUACUGAGUGUCCCCGUCUCUGGGAAUUUCAUGGGUGCGGCGAGCGGCCUCGUGGACGCAGCCGUGACAAACAUCCUGAGGUUAAUGGCAACGUUGCUCCAAGAACCAAUGGACUACAUCAAGAUAGCUUUACAGUUUGCAAUCAGCGUUCCGUCUUUAGAUAGAGACGAGACCUGUCAGCAAGGAGAUCUCAAGCAGCUCAUCAUGUGGGGGAUAAACCACAACGUGAGCUGGUCCUUCAGUAACUCCAUCGUUGACAUCCUCCUGGAAAUCUUCUUGGCCCCACAACAGCCUCCGUGCACAUACCCGGGGCCCGAGUGCCAGAGCCCUCCCAGCAUCCUCUUCCAGCGCAGCGUCUCAGAGGCGGCAGGCGACGGCCACGACAUCCUUCUCGAGUGCGAUCGCCACAACUUGGCGCGGCUCAACGACACGCUGUGCGCUGACAUCCUCGCCGGGUCGAGAUCCUCUACGUCAGUGCUCGCCUUCUGCCAGGCGCUGAACUCCCUCAGCGUCCACCAGAUGCAGCAGGUGUGGAGCAACAUGUGCUAUGUCAUCCGAGAACUGGCCUCUCCGCUCAGCAGGUCAACCGACUGCAGUGUUGGGGACGUGCGGCCUUCCCCUGCCACCCCCCCUUCCUCUCUGACCGUCCCUCUGACUGCGCCUCGUCGAGUGGCCAGAGAAGCCACCAACCUCAGACAGCUCGCCUGUAACUACAGCAGCUGGUCGGAGAACGAGGUGGUGGACGCCGUCCUCGUGACGCUGUGCAGCGACAACGAGCGCGAGGAGUUUGUGAGGCGGGUGUGCAGCGACGCUCCGCUGAUGGGGAAGCUGCUGUCGGACCGGAUGAACAGCUGGCUGUAUGCGUACUGUGCCAACUCCUCCGCAGACCCCGGGUACCUGGUGAGUCACUUCUGCGUCUACGGGAAGUGGUUCGACCAGCCCACGGUCCUUGUGGGUCCCCACUUACUGGAGUUCUGCAUGAACCUGGACGGCCCCACACUGACCAAGCACAUCUGUUGGAACACCGGAUUCUUCGUGAUGUUGUUCUCCCACCCAGAAAACUUCCAGUUCAUGCCCAACUGCUCAGUGUCGCCCCCUGCACCCCCGUUCCCUGACCCGGAUUCCCUGAUUCUAGAUUCUUGUCGUUACUCCGAAUGGCGCGAUGUGGCGCAAAUUCCCAUGGAUGUCCUGAUGCAGUGUGUCAGCCUCGAUCGGAAUGGUUUCAUCAAAGAGGUUUGCGCAAACCAGACUUUUCUCAACAAUUUGCUGCUUAAUACGGAAAACGACUGGCUGGAGAGUCUCUGUGAAACCUCUCAUAGUUUUCUACCCACCGAGCCGAGCCCGCCACUGAACACCGCAGACUGGUGUGACUACCACACGUGGGGCGAGCGGCCGGUGGACGAGUCGGUGGUCGGCCUCUGUUGGAACAAUGAUCAGCUGGCUUUUCAGAAGAACGUUUGCUGCAGGGCGUCGGUGUUGGAGAAGCUGUUAGAAAACCCUCAAAACCAAUGGCUGGUAUCUGUGUGCAGGGACAUAGACGACAUGGUGUCGCCACAGGUGUGCAAGUACUCAGAGUGGACGUAUCCCAUCAUGGUGGACAUGACCGAGCUCGCUCUCUGCUCCGAGAUCGACCCGCUCAACUUCACCUCCAUAGUCUGCGCCAACCAAACCAUCCUCCACAACCUGCUGACCAAUCAGGACAACACCUGGCUAAUACAGCACUGUGCCAACCGCACAGAUCCCGGGGUUUCUCCUGGAGGUGAUGGAGAUGAUGGGGAUGACCUGGCUGGAUUCAACCCGGCCGAGCAGUGCCUGUACUCCAGCUGGAGCGUGGCUCUUCCAGAUGUGUCGCUGCUAACUCUCUGCUGGGAACAUGACCAGACAAAUUUUGUCUCCUCUGUCUGCCCAAACUCCGAUCUCCUCCUCUUGCUGUCCCAGGAGCCGUCCAGUAUGUGGGUGAGCAGCAUGUGCACCACCUACACCAACUACACCACUGCCACCACCACCAACGCCACCACCAACGCCACCAACCUCAGCACCACUGCACAAUCUGAUUUUUGCCUGGCCAGAAAACUGGUGAGGCAGUUCAACUGGAACUGCUCGGCUGACUUCACCUCCGCCUGUCGGCCCGGGGCCAGUCAGAGUAUGGCCCUGCAGAUGAUGUUGCGCUGCUGGGUGGAGAGUCUGAGGCCCAGGGUGGAGGAUCUGCUGACUCCACCUGUGGCUGCAGUGCUGGAGCAGGCAGUCAGCACUACGGUGGUGUUCCUGUUGGCCCUGGAGGAAGUGCAGAACACCUCGCUGCACGUCAUCAAAAACAUUAGACUCAACGUGUUAGAGUCUGUGGGGCGCUACCUGGAGAGGGAAAAAGAGUUUGGAAAAAAGAGAGUCGUGCUGCAGUGCUUCGGGGAGUACUUCAGGGUGCCGCUGAGCAGCCUGAGGUCAGUGCUCAGUGCGACUAACAUCACCACUGUCAGACUGAUCCUUCAGUACUACAGCAGGAACAAGGAUACGCUGCAGCUGCCUGAUCAGUACCUGCCCAGCAUGAUGUCAGUGCUGCUCCACACCCACGUGAAGAGAGAUGUCAGUCUCUUCCCUGAGCUGGCUCCUCUGCUGGCCUCAGUCAGUCCCGCUGACAUCCAAGCUUUACCCCCACUGCAGAACGACGUGAUUGUGAGGGAGGCCAUCAACAGUAACCUGGGUCACAUGACUCUGGACCAGCGGGAAGCAUUUGGCCUGUGGUACAGCAAAGAUAUGCCCCCGUCCAAAAUCACCAAAGGUCAUCAGUCACUCAUUAGGGACACUGGAAACCUGAUCGCCUACCUGCCCUUCCGCAACUUCCAACACCUCUCAUCUGCUCAGCUGGUGGACGGGCUGGAUGUGUUGCAGGAAAGCCACCUCACUGCUCUGAAGCAGGAGUUCAUUGCUCAGAGCCUCGUCAGCAGCUACAGGAACCUGACAGCUCAGGAUUUUAUCAGGCUGGGUAAACUGUCAUGCCUGGCAGACCCAGAAGACCUGCUGCUGUACAGAGGCACUGAGGCCUUCAGUGUCAUCCAGCACUUUGUCAUGAACUGCACACGUGAGGGACUCAGUCUACCCAACCAUCUGAUUUCCAGUUUGUUGCUGAGCAGCACAGAAUUUAAUGUUCCCUCCUCGCUCAGCACAGAUCGACUGGCAGAGGUCGCCCACCUCAUGCCCUUGUUGGGUGUGACUUUCCUGCAGGGUCUCACUCCACUGCAGCUGGGAGCUGUUCUCCCUGCUCUCAGCUCCACCUCAUUCAGCUCUGCACAGGCUUCCGUAAUUGUAGACAAACUGACUUCGAUUACCGCAAUGACCGCUCCUGGUCAGCUGCAGAAGCUCGGCUCCCUCAUCGUGGGAGUGAAGACAGAGACCUUUUUGACCCUCACCUCCGACAUGCUGCUGUCUUCCCUGCCCGCCAUGGCCCGGCAAACACCAGGCCUCAGCCCGCCGGUGGCCAAUUCUAUCUCCACCAACCUAUGGGGGUUUCCAGAGGUUGUCACGUGGUUGGAUGAUGUGGAGCCUUUGCUCAACUGCACGCCUCUGCUCAGUGUCCUGCCCAGGACUCGUCUGCUUGUGAACAACAUUGCCAAUAUAACCACGAAACCCUUUAACACACAGCAGGCUAUAGCUAUUUUCAGAGAGGCACUUGAUACUAAACCAAACCUAAUCCUCCAACACUUUCUGAGUCUGGGAACACUGGGUCAAGGUGUGAGCUGUAAAGUCCUAAAGAAACAUUUUCAGGCCGACUCUUCACCUUCUGCGGUGAUAAGAAUCCUCCUCUUCCUCAGGCAGCAGCCUGGUCCUCUGCACACCUCACUGAAAACGUGUGUGAUCGACGAGCUGUAUCAGCUGGAGUUCUUCUCUGAGCUGCUCAAAGACCUCGGAGCUGAGAUUGCCCUGUCCAUGCCCAUGAGCACCAUUAACAAGUUUUCUACAGCUGAGAUGGACGCUCUGAGGCAGAUGGUUAUUCAGGACCCUCGUCACUUUCUCUUGCUGCCAAGAAAAAAACAGCAACUGCUGGUGGACAAAAUGGCGCAGAGGAUGAGCAUGUACACAGGAGUGUUCACUGAGGAGGAGUUCCGUUCACUGGGCGUCAUGGCACCGUUUGUGGUGGAUGAGGUUUUCAUUCAUGUGGACCGCAGCUUCUUCAUCGACAAUCUGGAUUUCCUCCUGGGACUCUGCUACAGCAGGAGCAAGAUGGAACUGGUGGCUCGGAUCCUGCAAGAACCUGCUGUCUUUGGCCCAGUGAAUAACUGGAACCAGACAACUCUCAGUCAGGUGGACCGGUUCCUCUUCUUCCUGCCUGACAGCAGUCUGCAGGACAUUUCCAUGGCGUUGAUGACUCUGGGACAUAUAGAGAAGCUGUUCAUGAUGCAGCGUCGGUGGGAACACGGGCCUGUGGGAAGUCGUUGUUUGAUCAAGAACGAGAGGAUGGCAUUUUUUCUCAAGCAGCAGUUUGUUCUUCAGUUUUUCCUGGGCUUCCUCAGAAUAAAUCCUCUGUCACCGACUCCAAUCGUUCCGACCUGUGAGCUUCUGCGCUCCAUCACUCCGGCUGCCUGGGCCGACAGCAGCCUGACGAGCAUGUCUUCAUCUGCCUUCUCCAACUGUCUGGAGCUGAUGGGUCACGACCCGUUCUUCUCAUCCUACCAACACAGGCAGCUGCUCCAGAAGGUCAAACAGAUGUACGGCCCCGUCUCGUCCUUCUCCCCGUCUGUGAUCUCUCAGCUUGGGGGUCUAGCAUUAGAGCUGACGUUAGAUGAGCUGAGCAGCCUCCGACUGAUUGAGCAGAGGAGCAUCGCUGCUCUGGGUGCUGUCAGUGACUGGAGCAACAGACAGUUGGCUGCUCUCUUUACCACCGUGUUGAACUCCACCAAACGGACUCCCAGUCAGCUGGACUCCAGCACACUGGUGGCCAUGGGACACAUCGUGUGUGGAGCUAAAGACACAGAGAUGAAAGCUUUCAAUGCUGUUGAGUUCAGUAAAGCGGUGCUCUUUCUGGGUCAGUUGACGCUCUCCUGCUCAGAGGAGCAGCUCGAUGCUCUGGUGGGGCUGCUCACACACAGUCUUGCUUUUGGACUCAUCAGUUCGUGGGGAACUGACGUCUUCAUUGAGAUCGGAGUUCUGGCAGCUGGUCUCCCAGACUUUGCCAUGUCGGCUUUGGUGAAAGAGCAAAUCGAAGGAAUUACGCCCUUGGCUAUCUCAAUGAUAUCGACUGUACGGUUCAGUGUGGCGUUAAACCACAUCCAGAUCAGCAUGUUCUCCUAUGAGCAGGCGGCUGCAGUGACUCCGGAGCAGGUCUCCGCUCUGUCAGACGUUCAGCGGACUGCUCUCGCCAUGGCGCUGACGCCCUGGGAGAACAGGCCUAUAAACUUCAGAGGGAAGUCACUGGGGCUGGCGCUGAGCCACAGUCCUCUGUGCCUCGUACUGGGACUGCUGAUGCUGCUGAUCGUCCUGCCCGACCCUGAUCUGCCCUGGCACAUGACCCCGCUCACCCCUGCUGGAUCAGGAGAUGCCUCUUCCCCCACAUAACCAAGACGAUCUCACUGAUCUGUGCAAGCUGUACCUCCUAGAUAAUAAGCAGCACUUCAGAAAGUGUUCACUGAGACUUUUUUGCAGUUGUCACUUUGAAUUAUCAACAUUCAGCACUAAACAAACCAAAGAUAUUGUUCGAUUCAGAGAAGUAAGAGAAAAACUAAACAUGUUCAGUGUAUAAACAACAUAUCCACCAACACCCAUAGAAUUCUUUUCAUUUCACUUUUCAUUUCCUUUAUUUAUUACUUUAUUUAUAUUUUGAUGAACCUGUAUGAACUCCUGGUGUAUCUUUCUCAGGGAUGUGAUGCCAUGCCCAGGAAAGAAAUGGAAUAGUUACUAUACAGUUAUUUAUUAACAGUUCAAAGUUGUGUUGCAAACCUACAAAGUUCUAUAUUUUUGUGAAAGGAUGUAAUAUUUUUAUCAGAGCUUUAAUCUUUCCCACAUUUAUAUAUUGAUGAUGUGAUAACAGGUUCAUAAUGCUCAGUGAGACACACUUGUGUUAGUACUUCAGUGUAUUUGCUGUGAGUUUUGUAUUGUUGUGCACACUCUGUGGUGUGAUAAAUAUAGAUGUAAACUAUUAAAGUGAACCACUCUGCC
Messenger RNA from Hippoglossus stenolepis (Pacific halibut), 6893 nucleotides. It is a transcript of the gene strc1, whose product is annotated as stereocilin 1. Gene Ontology annotation, biological process: cell-matrix adhesion. The record is from RefSeq and is a predicted model, not a curated record. NCBI's taxonomy places the organism in Eukaryota, Metazoa, Chordata, Actinopteri, Pleuronectiformes, Pleuronectidae. Bases 204 to 6293 code for a protein of 2029 amino acids. The transcript has 28 exons. Gene Ontology annotation, cellular component: kinocilium; stereocilium tip; cell surface.